This is a messenger RNA of Thunnus maccoyii (southern bluefin tuna), 3404 nucleotides long. RefSeq names its product coiled-coil domain-containing protein 9B. Lineage: Eukaryota; Metazoa; Chordata; Actinopteri; Scombriformes; Scombridae. The coding region runs from base 796 to 2538 and encodes 580 amino acids. The transcript has 14 exons. The record is from RefSeq and is a predicted model, not a curated record.
AGAACUUUACUCCAUAAUUUAAUACCUGCCAACAUUUGCAUCAGCAACAGACAUAAAAACAUCUCUUUUGAAGAUCUUUACAAUAUGGAAAUCAGAGCAAAUUAUCAACGUAAAUACAGACCCAAAGCCCUAUAUAGUCUUAUAUAUCUAUAACAACAUGGCUGCAGAUAAGAAAGAAAGAAUAAAUGACAUAAUAAAACUAUCAUAUUGCAAUUCCAUCAUUUUAAACAUGAAAAAGACAAAAAAGUAAUAAGAAAGAUCUACUGUGGCUGCCAAGUAUAUGAUAAUAUACAGUAUAUUUACAUACAGACAGAAAAAUCAAUUGUGUGAUUUUUAUUGUAGACUCAAUUGAGCAAAAGUGCUAAUUUACUUUAAAAUUCACUGAGUGUGUGACGGUGGGUGACCAGAUUUAACUAGCAUGCUUUGAGCAGAGGAUAAGUGAGGAGGAGAAAGAGCAAGUGCUUUAAAGAGGGAGAGAGGGAGUGAGAGAGCAUAUAUGUGCAGAAGGGUGGGAGAGUUGGAGAGCGAGAGGGAGAGAGAGACAGAGAGGUAGAGGAAGAGCGAGAGAGAGAGGGGGGGGGGAGAGAGAGUGGGAGAGAGGGAGAGGGAGAGGAAGGACAAGUGGGUGGGUGCUGUGAAAUCCGCUAACAGGGGAGCUCUGUGCAUUUGUUAGACGUCUUGGCUGCUUGCCCAACUUGGCUCAUUGUAAUCAAGGCAUGAUCGUCGACUCCAGGCAGCCCUCUCUGCCGCCUCGGCUGCCUCGCGCCUGGACCCAGCCCAGCUCUCACCGCUGACAUGGAAAGACCCACCUCCAGUGACAUGAUGCCCAAAAGGGAUCAUGAGAGGGACUUGGAGCUGGACAAGAAGAUCGAGGCUCUCCGCAGGAAGAAUGAAGCACUCAUGAAGAGGUACAAGGAGGUGGAGGAGGACAAGAAAAGGGCAGAAGAAGAUGGAAUGGCUCUGCAGAGCCGCAAGGGCAAAGCUGAUGACCUUAGUAUCACAAUCAGCAAGUCAACCAGUGUGAGUGUUGACAAUGAUAGUCGAGUGGUGGUGACUAAGCCAUUCAGCGGUGGUUCACCAGCUGGGAAAGGACAGCAGGAGGCUGGGCCUGACCAGGGGGGAGAAGGUCCUCCUCCGGGUGCUGGCAAAGGCCACAAGAAGCAGCUAAUGGUCACCAUGGCUGGAAAAAAGGGUAAGAGGGUGGUGAGUGAGAGGCCUGACAAGAGGCCAGGCCCUGCAGAUGUCAAGAGCCCUACUGACGAGGGACAAGCGAGGCGUGUGGAGUCAGCUGGAAGGGGGAAGAAGCAAUCUCACACGACCAAGAAAGACACAGCAGCUCAGGAUGAGGUUAAACAAGGACAGAAGCACACUGAGGAGCAUCACAGGCUUUCAGAGCAUUGCCAGGAGCCCGAGAGCCCACAGGCCAGCACAGACCUCAACAUCCCCACGUCGAGAGAGGAGCAGGAGGAGUACCUGCGGUGGAAAAAAGAGCGUGAGCAGAUCGACAGGGAGAGAGUGGCACGUCACAAGAACGCCAAGGGCCAGUGGAGGCGGGCGUGGGACAUGGACAAAACUGAUAACAUGUUUUCAGACAAAUCCCUCCCGGACAGAGAGUGGGGACCUCACAGCAGAGGUGGACGAAAUGCCAGAAGAGGCCAACCCAGGUCAAGUGCUGACUCACGAGGUCAUGAGAAGCGAGGAAAAGACAAGGGAGCUAAAAAUGUAUUAGUGAUGAGCAGUAAAGCAAAAGGCAAAGAUCGUCUGACUGGGAGGGCCAGGAGGUGGCAGGCAAAUGAAGAAGGAGAUAACCUUCGGUCUUCUGACACAACAUUGGAGGAAUUCCUGGAGGAACUCGACGCCCUCACGGAUGCAGAGUUAGAAGAUCAGAAAGAUCAGGACUCAAAAACUAAGCUGUCGCCCAGCCCAGAUUCUUUGAAUACAUCUGAGGAAGUGAGUGGAUCCACAGGUUCUGUGUCAACUGCUAGCUUGAGAGAGGACACCCCCACUCAGGGGAAGACAAAAACCCCAUCCCCUCGGGGUUCGGAGAAGAAAGUACGCUUCUCAGAGGAACUCAUCCAGGGGGCUCAUACAAGUCAAAUCACAAGCUCUCAGGAGUCUGCCAGCUCAGAAUCAAGUCCAAGCUCCUUUAAAGCUUCCUCACCUAGCGAAAUCAAAAGCGAGGUGCAGGGGUCCCAGCAGCCUCUUGAAAGUGCCGAGCAGGAUUGCGGUAGUCCUCAGGAUCAGGGAGAUGGUCCUUUUGCUCCCGUUGCCCAGCAGCAGGCUACUGAAACUGAAUGUACUAAUAAAGACAGCACCCCCCCCACAGCUCCCAGCUCCCCCCCUACUGAAAAAGCCUGUGCCUCUCUACAGGAGAGCUCUGUCCAGCCUGUAGAAGUUGCCAAGUGCAACAUUAGCAACACAAACACAGAAGAACUAAUAGACUCCGGUCUGUCUGUCCUGAGUCUGGAGUCAGGAGAAACACACCCAACACACUCCACCAGCAGUGACAAGGCGAGAGAGCACGGGAAGAUUGUUUGACAUUUUCAGGAUGUAAAUACUGAAACCAAAACACAGCGACACAGAGCCUCGCCUCGCCUCGCCUCUUUGUAUUCGGACGCAUCGUUUUGCUUCAGGUAGCUCAUUUGAGAUACCGUGUUUAUGGCUUACACACAAAACCAUGGUUUCAUUUUGCUGUGGCAUGUCCCACCUGGUGAGGUUUUACCUACAAUUUGACAUAAGAAUGGUGAGGAGUGUUUCAGAACAUUUUCCCUGUUCAAAUAUUUUUUUACAUCCAAGCACUUUAUGAGUAUAAAAGCAUGCGUACUGACACAUUAUUCAGUAUCUUAGUAUGCUGCUUGAGUGCAAUAUCAUUGAAUGUUUACAUUUGUAUGAAAUUUUCAAGGUACAUAUCAGGAGGCUAGCUAAUCAGUUUGACUUAGCUAGUUUAGUUUAUCUGAGACCUUGACAAUAAACUUCUGCCACAGUCCAAUUAUUAGUGCCUGAUUCUGCCUUCGAGGUAUUUUCAAUAAUGGAAUAAAGUCUGUAUUAUAUGAUGAUACAGUAGUUACAGACCUACAGCAGAGUCUGUAUUUGUACACUCAAAACUGUGUGAUUAGAUAUUAUUUAUUAACUGCUUCCAGCAUCAGUCCAUGCCCAGAUAGCAUAAUUGCUGUACCCCAGAGCUGGCCCACACUUAACGAUUUCGGCACUUUCGUCCAGCACUCAUACUGUGUGGAAUGAUGGUUCUCAGUUUCCCAGAUCUGGGCCACAAGCAAGUCAUAGCAAUGCCGUAUGUCAACCAUGAAAAACCACAUAAACCAGAACUAGCCCACAUCCAGAAUACACAUACCCGAGACCGAGAGCACCACAUCUUUACCAAAAAAGGCCCAUAGUUGAUUUGGGAU